CAUUACAUAAUAAAUUAGCCGGUGGAGGGGCGGGGGAGGAAGCGAGCGAGCGAGGCAGGCAGGCAGGGCCGCCCCCCGGGCCGGAGCCUGCCGGGAAGGAGGCGCGGGCCGGCGGCAUGGAGUAGGCGCCGGCGAGCGGAGCGGGCGGCAUGGAGCCGAGCCCGGGGCCGAGCCCGGGGCCCUGCGCCGAGAUGCUGCAGGUGGCCGAGGAGGCCUUUCGCGGCGGCAACUUCGAGCUGGCGGCCGAGAUCUACGGCUCGCAGCUGGCCGAGCUGCCGCAGCCCGAGCGGGGCCUCUGCCUGCGCCGGGGCGACGCGCUGGCCCGCGCCGGCCGCAUGGCCGAGGCCCUGGAGGCCUACAGCGCCGCCGCCCGGCUGGGCCGCCUGCGGCCCGAGGAGCUGCGGGAGCUGGCGGAGAGCCUGGCCCUCAGCCUCCGCGAGAAGGCGCUGCGCCUGCCGCCCUGGCCCGGCGGCGGCCCCGAGGGGGCGGGCGAGGCGCUGGGCGACCCCGCCUGCUGCCGCCCGCCCGAGCUGCUCGGCUGCCCCCUGUGCCGGCGGCUGCUCUGCGAGCCGGUGACCCUGCACUGCGGCCACACCCGCUGCCGGCGCUGCGCCGAGCCCGGCGACUGCUGCCACCGGCCCCGCCGCGCCGCCGACGGCCCCGCCAGCGCCCGGGUCAACGUGGUGCUGGGCAACCUGCUGGAGAAGUGGCUGGCGGGGGAGAGCCGGGCGCGGCGGCUCCGCGCCGAGGGGGACGAGCUGCGGGACAGGCAGGAGCUGCCGGCCGCGCUGGAGAAAUACAACCAGGCCCUGGAGACCGCUCCCUGCAAAUGUUCGUUAAUAGCACAACGAGCAGAACUGUGGAUAACCAUGAAAAACUAUCAACAAGCUCUCCAUGAUGCAGAGGCACUCUGCCAAAACAAACCCCUCUGGCCCAAGGGUCAUUAUGUGAAAGCACAAGUUCUUUCUGGAUUGGGAAGGACUGAGGAAGCACUGAAGGAGUUUCUUUAUUGUGUUGCCUUAAAUCCUGAAUGGAGCUUAAUGAAGAAAGAAGCCCAAAAGAUAAUGUGUGAGAUGUUUUUCCCAGCCUUCGAAAACGUGCAUGACAGCCUCACUGCACCUUUCUCUAGUCGGACAAGGUUGAAACCUGCAUUUUUAAGCAACUUAAAUGCUGUUGAAGAUGGUUCUGCUGCUGGGUGCUCUGAGGAUACUGUGUUCAAAUUAACAAAAGCCCUGUCCCAAGAGUCUGAUGUUCUUCGAAGCACUAAUUCUUCUCUCUCUCACAAUGUACUGGAUUUGCAUUUUGAAGACCAUAAGUCAUUGGGAACAAUCCUCUCCAGCUUACCUGUUGCACGUUUGAAAAGAAAGCUAUCCAGUGACUCGAGGGAUUUACAAAGCUUGGAUGUCCCAAAUAAGAUUCCUAAAAAAGAUGGAGAUACUGUACUUGAAAACUCAGCCACCCCUGCAUUACGUGAGAUAUCAGCAGUCCUUGUGGAUGCAUCUGACUUCGAGUGUUCCCUCUGCAUGAGGUUAUUCUAUGAGCCUGUUACCACUCCCUGUGGACAUACAUUUUGUCUCAAAUGCCUUGAGCGUUGCCUUGACCAUAACCCAUAUUGCCCGCUCUGCAAAGAAAAGCUCUCUGAAAUUCACAAAACUGGAGGUGGUGGUGAACCACUUACACCCUUUAGCCCAGUUAAAGCACACACCCCUCCCCUUUCUCUCCUGCUGAAGCUGUUACACUUUGGAUACAUGAUUAAAUAUUCAUUGGAGCAGGGACUGGAACCUGAAUGUUGCCUGCCCUCCCAGUUUUUGGCAAGCAGAACUUAUAAAAAGACAGUCCUUACAGAAGAACUAAUAGUUCAUUACUUGCCAGAAGAGUUAUCAGAAAGAAAGAAAAUUUAUGAAGAAGAAAUGAAGGAAUUAUCAAAUUUGAAUGAAGAUGUUCCCAUCUUUGUGUGUACCAUGGCCUUCCCUACCAUCCCUUGCCCACUUCAUGUCUUUGAACCUCGGUAUCGGCUAAUGAUAAGAAGAUGCAUGGAAACUGGUACCAAACAAUUCGGCAUGUGCUUAGCUGAUGAACUAAAAGGGUUUGCCGAUUACGGCUGCAUGCUAGAGAUCAGGGAUGUAAAAUUUUUUCCUGAUGGGCGUUCAGUUGUUGAUACGGUUGGUGUUCGUCGAUUUAAGGUCUUGAACCAUGGUCAACGAGAUGGGUAUAACACCGCGAACAUUGAAUAUCUUGAAGAUAAAAAGGUGGAGGGAGCAGAGUAUGAAGAACUUGUCCGUCUUCAUGAUUCAGUUUAUGAUCAAGCUGUUGCCUGGUUUACUUCCCUUAAAGACAACAUGAAAGCACAAAUUCUCAAUCAUUUUGGAUCAAUGCCAGGAAAGGAAUCGGAGCCACAGAGUAACCCCAGUGGUCCAGCCUGGUACUGGUGGCUAUUGGCAGUGUUACCAUUAGAAAACAGGGCUCAGCUGGCUAUACUUGCUAUGACUUCCUUUAAAGAUCGUCUUAUUGCCAUCAGACGUGUAUUAAUAUUUGUAACACGCAAGAGACCCAGAUGACAUGGACUUACUUGUGAACAGGCACUGACUGUAUGUUAGAUAUGCUUUUUUAAAAGCAUCAUGCAGAGAUGAACAGUUCUUUCUGGUUGUCUGACGUUUGCUAUUCUGGAUGUUCACCAAACUUUGCACUCUACUCUGUAAUUAAUAAGCACUCUGUGCCUGUUGUCCUGGUGAAAUCUGAGCCUCUAUGAAGUUGUGCUACAAUUACAAUGUAGUUGGUAGUUGUGGAUAACUACUUUGAAGUACUGUUCAUAAUCAAGAGUUGAUGUUUCUAGCCUGUGAGAGACUGAGUUUAAAGUAUUAGAACACCACAAUUGGCCUAUGUGCAGUUUGGAUUUACACUUAGAAAGGAAAAGAGUUCUCUGCAAUGGAUCACAAACAGCAGAUGGAUUUAUUAGAAUUUUCCUGAGAUGGUCAGCAGAAGGGAAACCAAACUAUCCUGCAGAUAAAGAAUGCACAAAGUGCAUAGCUGACAGGAUGCUUUCUUAAUGAGUUGGUAGAGUCUCUCUGCCCUUUCAUCUACUUGUUCAAGAAAUAUUGGUCUAUAAAACAAUUUUCAAGAUUAAGGUUUUGGAGGUUGUCCAGGAGCGUAGUAUUUACAUGGUCAAGGCUGUGUGUCGGGAAGAGUAGUAGCUACUGAACAGCAAUUUGGUAGCCUUAAGUAACCCCUUGUGUUGUGAUUUGCAUGUUGUAGUGGAAUGAAUAUAUCAAAUGUCAAAGGUGUGCAUUUAUUUUUAGAAAAUCAAAGUAAUCCCAGUUGGUCAGAUGUCACUAAACACAAAUCAGACGUAUUCCCUAAAACAUGAAAGGCUGUUGUGAAAUAGCCAUUUCGCUCCAAAUUCCGGGAAAGCAUGCUGUGCUACUCGGCCGAUGUGUGUGCUUAAAGUAAACUUGGCUAGGAUAAGCAUGGGGGAAGAUUCCAUUUCCCUUCUCACCUUCAAAUGAUGUGCCAAGCUGAUGUUACAUUGGAACAAUAUUUGUUAGAACUUUGGGUUUAAAAGUUAGCGUUAUGUUUUAUAUUAUAAGUGCUGCACGUGGUUGGAACUUGGUCUGUGAUGACAUCAUGAAAGGAGGUCCAAACUGAACACUAACAAGGCAAGUCUCAAUGCAAGCUUAAGGCAAGUGUCCUCUUCAUUUGUUUGUCUUGGUUUUUAAUAUAUUGGUUUUGUUAAUAUCUUACUUUGAUAGCUAUUGAAUAUGUUGCUGGUUAGUCAAACUAUUUUAGUGGCUAUUUAGAAAAUUAAUUUAAUUGUGUAGCUUCCUAAAAGAAGUAAUUUUACCAACUUGAAAAGUUAGCCAGAAUCUGUGCUCUCAGAGUAUAGCGAGAUGCUUUUAGAGACACUUGUUCAUGUGCAACACUCUGGCAUGAUGAAAAUGGUGUCUUAUCUAAAUGUUUAAAGUGCCUAGUUUUUAGUUUGCUUUGAAUUAUUAUUUUUUUUGUGUCCAUGAAGAUAUAUAUUAAAAAUUUGCACAUGAGUCCUGGAAGAAAACUGCAUAAACAAAUGAAUUAACACAUAUUGACUGCUUUCUUGGAUACUGUAAUUACAACCUUUGUGGUCUGGGAAGCUAAAGUAUCUAGUGCAGUGGUUUUCAAACUUUUUCUUUUUUCAUUUAUAAAACUUCAGAUGGAGGUGCGGACCCCUUUGGAAAUCUUAGACAUAGUCUGUGGACCUGCAGGGGUCCACGUACCACAGGUUGAAAACCCGUGAUCUAGUUAACUUUUCUUUCAGCAAAUCGUUACCAGAAGUGGUUUCUGUAACCUGCUCUGAAUGUACUGUAAUUGCCUCUACCUUGAACGCGCCUUUUCUAGUUAAAUAGUGAUUUGUAAUUUAUCCUUUGAAUUGUGAAGUGCAUAACGUACAACCAAUGAUUUUGUAAUCUCCACAAUAGCCUUGCUGCAAGUUCUGCUACUGUCAUAAGAGUACUAAAAGUAAAAGCUAUAUGAGAUUCUGAGAGGGUGGAGAAGGCAUCAGAGCCCCAAAGCUGCAAACAAAACCGCUUGAAGUCUUUUGGAGCACUUCCCCCUCCAACCAUGCAUUAGUAACUCUCAUACUUCAUCCCAGUGUUUUUUCCAGUUAAUCCAUUUUAGACUACCAGCACUUUAGGUAGUUCAGCUUCAGUUUGGCAACCCAACUCAUUUUCAGUUGGGAAAAUGAAUUCUCUUUUCAGAGUAGCAGCCGUGUUAGUCUGUAUUCGCAAAAAGAAAAGGAGUACUUGUGGCACCUUAGAGACUAAAAUAAAUUGGUUAGUCUCUAAGGUGCCACAAGUACGCCUUUUCUUUUUGUGAAUUCUCUUUGUGAACUUUCACAUUGUUUGUUUGUUUUUUGUUCUGUAUGCCACUCUUGCCAUCAUUGUCCUUGCUCUCUUUGUUUUACCCUUCCCCUCUUCCAUGACUCUUUCCAUGUCCAUGCAUUGAGUUUUAAUGUUUUGGCGGCAAAGGGACAUUGACAGAAUCAUACAGUCCUAGGCCUUGCACCUGCAGAGUGUUACAUAUGUGCUUAACCUUACACAGAUAUAUAUCCUUUUAGAAUUGAAAUGUUAGUUGCUGUCUCCUUGAUUCUAAUUACUGACGACAAUGUGAAUUUCUCCUGUUUGCAAAAGCCAGUGAUUUAAGAUGUCUGUCCUUUAAGUACUUUUAAAAGUGACACUACAAAACAAAGUAUUCCCUGUAAUACAUCAUAGAAAAGCAAUAAUGAAGAUGUAAGAGUGUCUUUUUUUUUUUUUUUAAUUAGCUUUUUUGCAUUAAAUUACAUUACUGUCUAAGGAUGCCAGGAUAACUAAUGAAAUGUCCUCGCUUGAGUGAAAGUUGAGUGACAGAAUUUUUGGUAAAUUUUUAAACUGUUUCUAGCACAAUGGGGUCCUGGUCCAUGACUGGGGCUCCUGGGUGUUACAUUAAUACAAAUAAUUAAUAUUUGUUUUUAAACACUUAAGUGACUGACAUUUUGGAUACAUAAUAUGAAAUAAUCAGUAUCUGUAUGCAAAUGUUAAACUAACAACCCAAACUCACUGUUUCUUCCAAAACAUGAAAUACUGGAUCAUACAGCAAAGCUAAAGAGAAACGCUCUUCAUGGGCACGUACAGAGUCUCUAGGGGUAGAGACUUUUUUCCUACCAAGUUCUCCUGUCCUGGUUUGUACAGCAGCAAAUAGUAAAUAGAUGGAGAAACCAGUUGCCUCUUCUCUGGAUUAGAGGCAAAUGUCCAUAUUGCAGCUAUCUUACAUCUUUACUUCAUUCUUGUCCCCAUGGUACGGUAUUGAAACCAUGAGCUAAGCAGCUGGAAAAGACAGGUGUUUUGCUGCCCUUUAACACAUUACAUUUUUCGUAGUUGCUUCCUAGCCUGGGCAAUGUGAUAGGAAAGUCUCCGCUUUGGUGAGAUCCUUUAUACGUCAUAAAGAAACAAAAAUGUCCAGAUCGAAUUUUUUUUUUUCCCCUUAUGGGUCACCUGUAAGACUUAAAAAAAAAUAUUUUUUAACUUCACCUUUCAAGAAGCCUGUAAAUUGUUUGCCAUCAAAGCCUUUGUUAUCGACUGUAUUUUAACAUGUCCAGUCUGUGUUUCAUUUCAUCGAUUGCUUUGGACUUCUAACAUGCUGAUGAUCAGUUUCUUACUGCUUCCCUUUCUUAUGUUCCAGUCCAUUUUGAAACUGAAAUAUAAAGCUAUUGUUCAAAAAGCUAUACACUUGAUUCAUAUUACCUUUCACACUGGUGGAAUUGGUAUUUGGUAGCGCCUUACAUUUACAGUUGUGAAAUGAUUGUAUCAAUAACAAAAUCUCAUCUGGGGCUUGUGACCAGAUUAAAACAAGUAUGUGUAAUGUAGAUAAACUUGAAACAAUUUUUUACUGUUUUAAAGCUAGUUAUGAAACUGUAUGUACAUAUGUAUAAAUAUAAAUUAAACUGCGCCAUUUUGUAUUUAGUAAAUUCAGGACAAGUCCAUGUUCUAGCCACAUUUGGUACUUGUUGCAUAAGCAAAGCCAAACUUUUUUAAAAAUAGCAAUGUUCAUUUCAUGUAUAUUUGCAAUAUUCAUGGGAAAUGUACUUAAUUUAUGCGACAUUUUGAAUAAACAGAUCACAUUUA
This is a messenger RNA of Chelonia mydas (Green sea turtle), 6629 nucleotides long. It is a transcript of the gene LONRF2, whose product is annotated as LON peptidase N-terminal domain and ring finger 2. The record is from RefSeq and is a predicted model, not a curated record. Gene Ontology annotation, molecular function: ubiquitin-protein transferase activity; protein binding. The coding region runs from base 150 to 2558 and encodes 802 amino acids. Gene Ontology annotation, biological process: protein ubiquitination. Lineage: Eukaryota; Metazoa; Chordata; Testudines; Cheloniidae. The transcript has 13 exons.